Messenger RNA from Drosophila grimshawi, 3699 nucleotides. It is a transcript of the gene Fas1, whose product is annotated as fasciclin-1. The coding region runs from base 270 to 2252 and encodes 660 amino acids. The transcript has 18 exons. NCBI's taxonomy places the organism in Eukaryota, Metazoa, Arthropoda, Insecta, Diptera, Drosophilidae. Gene Ontology annotation, cellular component: extracellular matrix. Gene Ontology annotation, molecular function: cell adhesion molecule binding. The record is from RefSeq and is a predicted model, not a curated record. Gene Ontology annotation, biological process: cell adhesion; extracellular matrix organization.
GCUGUGGUGGCUUCACUGUGUAUGGGACUCGGGCUCUGCUCAAAAAAAACCGUGCGUCGCUCGCUGCUGCGCUUAGUAUAGAUUUUCUGCUCCGAUUGUAAAAGAAGUACAAACUAAGUAUAUUUAUCGUAGAAAAGUCGCGCGCUCGCCACUCACACACAGUAACAAAUACUGCCAACCCUCGAAAGUCGCCGUCGAAGUCGUUGCCGUCGUCGUCGUUGUCGCUGCUGCUGCAAAAACAAGUGUGUGUUUGUGUGAAAAAUAAAAUAAUGUUCGCACGCAGCGGUUUGAGCGCAUUAGCUGCGCUGGUGCUGCUCUGCUGCUGCUGCUCGUUUGCAGCUGCUGCCGAUUUGGCGGACAAAUUGCGCGAUGAUUCGGAACUUUCUCAGAGCACUGCCAAAUCCUUCAGGCGCCUUAUGCCAGUUAGGUUCUAUAGUCUGCUCGAGCAGAAUCCGGUUGCCAAUUCGACGCUAUCGCUGCGAUCGUGCACGAUCUUUGUGCCGACUAACGAAGCCUUCCAGCGCCACAAGGGUCCCACACAUGUCCUCUACCACAUCACGACCGCUGCGUUCAGCAAAGACCAACUGGAAAAGGCCGUGUCAUCGGACAUGGAUGGCAAUCCGCCGCUGUACAUCACAAAGAAUCGCAACGGCGACAUCUAUGUGAACAAUGCACGCAUCAUUCCCUCGCUCAGCGUCGAGCUGACCAAUCGCGAGGGCAAGCGACAGGUCAUGCACAUAAUCGACGAGGUGCUGGAGCCGCUGACUGCACUGCCCAGUGCCAAGGCCGAGAUUAACAAUUUGGAUGCACUGCAAUUCAUACAGAAGGCCGAUCAACUCAACUUGGGCGAUAACAAAUUGCGCACCUAUCGCUCACAGAUGACGCUAAUGAAGAAGGAAACGCUUUAUCAGGCGCCCGGAGCGCACACUUUCCUCUUGCCCGUCGAUGAGGGUUUCAAGCUCUCGACGCGCAGCAGCUUAGUCGAUGGCAAGGUCAUCGACGGGCAUGUGAUACCGAACACUGUCAUUUUCACUGCCGCCUCGCAGCACGAUGAACCCAAGACUUCCGCUGCCUUUGAGGAUCAACUCAAGGUCACAGUGAGCUUCUUCAAGCAAAAGGACGGAAAAAUGCAUGUGAAAUCGAAUACAAUCAUUGGUGAUGCCAAGCAUCCACAGGGCGUCGUCCUCGCCGAGAUUGUCCGGGCCAAUAUACCCGUGAAGAACGGUGUCGUCCAUCUGAUCCAUCGCCCGCUGAUGAUCAUCGAUACGACAGUCACACAGUUUUUACAGUCGUUCAAGUUUCUGAACGAUAACGGAGAGAAUGGAGCACUGCGCAAGUUCUACGAGGUUAUUAUGGACGCCGGUGGCGCAGUGCUGGAAGGCAUUAACAAUCUGUCCGAGGUGACCAUUUUGGCGCCCAGCAACGAGGCAUGGAACAUUUCGUCUAUUGACAAUAUUAUUAGGGAUCGCAAGAGGAUGACUGAUAUUCUAAAUAUGCACAUCAUCAAGGAUCGCUUGAACGUCGAGAAGAUCAGAGAAAAGAAUGCAAACAUGAUCGCUCAGGUGCCGACGGUAAAUAAUAGAACUUUCCUGUACUUCAAUGUCAAAGGCGAGGGCACCGAUGCAGUCGUUACUGUUGAAGGUGGUGGCGUGAAUGCCACUGUGCUGCAGGCUGAUGUUGCUCAAACCAAUGGAUUUGUGCACAUCAUUGACCGUGUGCUGGGCGUGCCACAUACUACUGUGCUGGGCAAGUUGGAAUCCGAUCCAAUGAUGAGCGACACAUAUAAAAUGGGCGAAUUCUCGCACUUUAACGAUCAGCUGAACAAUACUCAGCGACGAUACACCUUCUUCGUGCCCCGCGACAAGGGCUGGCAGAAGACUGAAGUGGAUUACCCCUCGGCGCACAAGAAGCUCUUCAUGCGUGACUUUUCCUAUCAUUCCAAGAACCUUUUGGAGCGUCAUCUGGUAAUUGCGGAUCAUGUGUUCACCAUGAAGGAUCUGGCGCAAAUGUCGCUCACUACCGACAAUGUUGUGCUGCCCACAUUCCGUGACUCACUCAAAGUGAGGGUCGAGGAGGAGGCUGGACAUCUACAUGAUGAGUAUGCUAGUCACGAAUGGACUGGAUAUGUGCUGUUGUGGAAUUACAAGAAGAUCAAUGUCUACCGGCCGGAUGUGGAGUGCACCAAUGGCAUUAUACAUGUCAUCGACUAUCCGCUGCUGGAGGAGAAAGACAUUGUUGUCAGCGGAGGUUAGAUAUUGUAACUAGCGUGUGUGUGUGUGUGCGAUCACUACAACAAGAUCAGCGCGACACAAAAUCUGCUACUACCUAUAUAUAUAUAUAUAUAUAUAUAUAUAGAUAUAUAUAUAUAUGUAACACAUGUAUUGUCAAAGAAAAAGAAGAAAAACGAAAGAAAUACAGUAAAGUAUCAGCCUAAACGUACAUGCAACCAACCAACAAAUCAACCUACCAGUCAACCCCCAAAAACCACCCAAAUACAUUUAUAUAAAUUGUAGCGAAAUUGUGUAGUGGCCAAUAUUGCGGUACUCCAUAUCGACAGAUCGAUUGAUUGAUUGAUCUUCAUUGAUUGAGCCUAAUCCUAAUUCAAUUUAUCUUUAGUAGGCGGCGUGGUCGCUGCAGCAUCGUUGCUUGUUUUGUAAUCAGUUUAGUUUUAGUUGCAACGCUGCAUUAGCUAAAUAAAUAAUGAAAAUGAUAAUGAAUAUGAACACUAAAAUGAAAAGAAUACGCUAAAUGAAAUUGUACCCGUAAGCUUUAAGGAUUCUAUCGGAAUAUGGAGGAGGGAUUUGUAUGUCGUAGUCAGUAGUUACACGUUAUUCAAUAAUUAUCGUGUAACUAGUGCCUUACUAAAGAUAAACGCAUUACCUUAACCCUUAUACAAAUUUACUCAUCAUGAAACUAAACUAAACAAAAGAAAACUAAACCAAAUACACAGCAGCUAAUGGAAAGUGCAAAAUGGCAAAAAACGUUUAUCGCUAGCGAAUCAAGUCAAGUCAAGUUCUUCUUCUGCCGCGUAAAUUACGUAUAAACAUUACGAAUAUAAGAGAUUAUAUUUACAUUAAAUACAUACAUACGAGCAAAUGUAGCCACUUCUGCUUAUAAAUGUACACAAUUAAAUGAUAUACUUAUUAUUAAGCCACAUGCUAUUUACACCAAAAAAAAAAUGAGACAGAUCAAUAAAUGCAUAUUUUUUCAGCAAUUCAAUUAAAUAUCAAUAAACUAUUUAUGUAUGUAUGUAUAAUGGAUAAUAAUAAAUGUCCAGUGCGGUAAUAAUAAAACAUAUAUAUAUAUAUGUAUGUCUCCAAAUAUGUAUGCAUAUAUAUACAUAUAUGUAAUAUGUAUUUAGUAAUUGAGUUUCCAAAACGAGCGUUAAGCAACAACAAAAACAAUACAUUUAAAUAACAAUAAUUAUAUGCAUACACAUACAUACCGACACACAUACAUACAUAUAUACCAAGCUUAAGCUACGGUCAACAGCAGUGCAAACGAAUAAUAAUAUUUUAUGACAAGCGCUUUUUACAAUAAAUACAAUUCAUAUUAACUAUGUAUUCGUGAAUAAAACAAAAGAUACUAAUUUUGUCUAGCAUUAGUUAAAGAAUUCAAAUAUAAAAUGUAUUAGAAAACAUAAUGUCAACCAACAACAAGCUUGAGCGAAUAAAUCCCCUAAAAUAUACACACAGAAAA